Messenger RNA from Fusarium poae, 7542 nucleotides. RefSeq lists its product as uncharacterized. Lineage: Eukaryota; Fungi; Ascomycota; Sordariomycetes; Hypocreales; Nectriaceae. Bases 1 to 7542 code for a protein of 2513 amino acids. The record is from RefSeq and is a predicted model, not a curated record. Gene Ontology annotation, molecular function: protein binding. The transcript has 4 exons.
AUGGAUCGCGAUAUUUCCUCCACUCAAACAGCUGGGGUUGGUCAAGCUGUCGAUCAUCUCUUUAACGGAAUCUUGAAACAACUGGCCGCUACAGACGCGUUUAGUAAGUCCGACACAGCUAGUAUCUUCAUCGUCUAUGCGCACGAUAACGAACAACUCGGCACCGCCAAUGCUUCAUGUGUAAUUCACCUUAUCCAAUGGCUACAAGAGAUCAGAACUCGUACGAUUUCUGACCGAGCGCCUCUCCCUCUUCUUUUCUACCGUACAGAUGAUUCUGGCUCUGUCAGAAAUAUUCUAUCUAGCCAAUUUUGUCUCCUCCCACAAGAAAAGAUUUCCGAUGGCGGCACUAUCCAUCGAGUGGACAAAGUUGUCGUUUGUGGGUCUGAGCUUUUGAAGAAGUAUUAUGAUCAUCCUUUCACUUCACCAUUUCUGGAAGCUAUCAAAGUGGCAUGGUUGAAUGCAAAAGGUGACGCCAAUAAUUCAAAGACACCGCAGGACGCCAUUCGGCGCCUUGUCGAAAGUCACUGUCUAUCCGAUGGGUUUCAUCAUGUCCUCACCGAGCUUGGCCUAUUGAUACUACGCUCUCCCCAUGAGGAACAUCACAAGAGUGUCAUUCCCGUCUCACUGGAUGGAAGUCUAAUGGAAUGGCUUCCAUUUUGGGAUAGCUGCGACGUAGUUCUCAAGCUCAAGUCCAUGGCAACAGGCCAUCAGCACCAACUAUUCUUCAAGCUUCUAGCACAGAUUUACCCACAAGAACAUCGAUUGAUCAACCAGUACAAGGACUGCUACGAACUGACUUGUCGUGAACUGCAAAGUCAAUCCACGAUCUCCGAGAGUAGGAUUGAUCAGAUCAUCGACAUGGCAAUACUGAAAACGCAGAGAGCUGUUUCUGAAAUCGAGAGUGCAGCCUUUCGUGGCCAGCGGCACUUAAAUCAGACCAGAAGUCAUCACGAGACAUCGGAGUCAGAACGGGCCAAUCCUGAGGCGAUCCUUCGAAGUGUCAUCAGGCAGCUAGGAGUAGACGAGACAACACGCAGAGUCGACCCCAUUAUUGUGUCAGAGUACGACAAGUCAACUCACCAUCAGAAUAACAUCAGCCGACUUGGUAUCAACGAAUGUGUAACACUUCUCCAGCAGUUGACAGCGAACAAGACUACAAUCAUAGCAAUUGAUGCCAUCGAUGAGCUAGAACUUCUCGAUCGCGCUAGGCUCAUUCAGGCAUUGAAAGAUGUCGUCACGGAAUUAGAUGGAGUUGUCAAGUUAUUGGUGACGAGUCGAAACGAUGCCCAGAUCAAGAGGCUCCUGCACAAGGCGACUCCUAUUGAAGUUUCCAAGGAACACAAUCACAACGACAUUAUGCGUUUCGCGGAGACACAAAUCAGUUUCAUUACGCGUAGUCGGGCAUUUGUAGACGGGGACGCGCCUCAAGGUCUACUUGACAGAAUUACCGAAGCCUUGAUUACUGGCGCCCAAGAAAUGUUUUUAUGGGUUGAACUACAAGCCCAGAUGCUCAUUCGCAAAAAGUCCGUAAUGGAUGUUGUAAAUGCUCUUGAGCAAGGCCUGGCCGAAAAUCUCGACAAGAUUUAUGAGGCGACCUAUGACGGUUUCCGUACUUUGGACGGCACAGCAAAGGCUAUCGUUGAAGGCGUUUUCUGCUGGAUUCUCUAUGCAAAGCGACCAUUGACUACUGAAGCUCUCAAUACGGCGUUACGACUGCAUCCUGAUCUGAUCAAUCAUCCACCCGAUAUACAUCUUCCGGACCUGACUGACGUGUGUUCAAACUUGGUGGUUCUCGACUCAGUUACCAAUACACUGCGCUUGUGUCAUCCCUCAGCUCGAGACUUUAUGAGACAUCGCGGCAUGUUUUCAGAGGUGCAGGGUCAUCGUUUGAUGGCUUCAAUAUCUCUUCGAACAUGUUCUCACAACUUGCUGCCGGAUCCAACUACAGCUUCAACGCUCGAUGUGAUUGAUGACCUAUCACUUUACAGCGCUAUAUACUGGCCACAACAUCUCAAGGCAUCAGAAGUCAGUAACACUGUACCACCAUGGAUGAUUAAAGAUCUCGACGAAUUCGUGUUGGGUGACGAAGGAUGCGAUGUUGAUCCAACUUUCGAAUGGUGGUUGAGCUGGAUUGAUCAACUUUUGGAGACUCUACCUCCGUAUCACAGCUUGAGAUUGACUCACGCGUGUCUGUCUUUGACUGAAGGAGCUUCUGCACUUCCUACUGCUGCUGUAUUCGGAUUGAGUAGUUUAGUCGAGCUUUUAUUUGAUAGCGGACAAACAAUGGAUCUGGAACGACGUAUGAAGGGUGGGUAUACGCCACUUUACCUGGCCUGCUCAUUUGGACACAAGGCUGUUGCAUCAGCUUUGAUUCAGAACGGGGCAGAUGCAAACGUACUUUGUGGAGAAUAUGGAAAUCCAUUGCAAGUCGCAUGCUUCAAGGGACAUGUGGACGUCAUUGAACUACUUCUGGAUGGGGGUGUUUCUCCAAAGGUUCCCAGUCCAGUAUUCAAGAAUGCUUUGCAUGCUGCCUGCGAGGGCGGCCAUUCUAGUGCAGCCGAGCUUCUCAUCGAUAAAGCGUCGAUCAUCGAAACAGAGAGAGACUACGAGGAUGAUUUGUUGAUGAUUGCCGAGGUUGGGUUUCUCAAACUCUACGAGCGAUUGAUGAAGCCAGGAAUGGCACGAAAAUUCCGAGGGGGCACCAUUGACAAGACUCGAGACGAGAUGCGCAUACUUGGGAUCAUCAAGAAAGGCCGUGUCGACAUAUUGCAGUGCCAGUUGAAGGCUGAUCCUAAAACGGAAAAGAGUAUUCCUCCAGACGCAGUAGCAAUUGCUGCUUUACACGGUCAUGCCAGCAUGGUAGAGUACCUUCACGGUUUGGGUAUGAGUAUUGAGGAAGAAGGCAAAUUUGGGUCACCAUUGAGGAGUGCAAGUCUACAAGGAGAGAUUCGCGUGGUGAAGAAGCUGCUAGAUCUCGGAGCUAAUCCCAAUGCCAAGUACUUGAAAGGCGAUGCCCUUCAAGCUGCCGCUAGCAAAGGAAACGUGGCCAUGGCCAAAAUUCUCAUCUCGCACGGAGCUGAUGUGAACCAACAAGGACCCCCUCGUGGUUCUUCAAUCCAAUCUGCUGCUUACCACGGCCACGAAGCUAUGGUCAAGUUUCUCAUCGAGGAAGAUGCUGAGAUUUACUCAGAAACCUACAAAUUCAAGGACGCUCUUUGGGCUGCUAUGAGAGGGGGACAUAACCACAUUGGGGCGUUUUUGCAGCAGAACCAUCCACCACCUCGUGGCCGAGCCUUGCCUGGAAUCGCUCGUGGCGACGAGCAUAAAAAAUCAUCAUACUUUGAUCGUCCGGGUGUCAAGCGUGAUGAUAGUCCACAUCCUGAGUCUAGUGACGGAGAUGAAGAACCACAGAACGUGUCACCACAAGAUCCUAACGACGAACGGGACCAGAACAUUGAAGACACGCAUCCGAUAGUUCUUGCUGCGGGAAUCGGAAACAUACCGGUUCUCCGACAAGGACUACAAGAAGACCAUAUUGGCGAGGAUAUUAUCACAAUGGCGUCCACCGCAGCAGCUGGUCAAGGAGAAUAUGAAGCACUCGAGGUUCUCCUGGAAGAAGGCUUGAGACACGUCUCGUAUCUGAGGAAGCCAAAAGAAAAGGCUUUCAUUACCAGUGUUGAGAAGAAACAGCCAAAAUGCUUGGAGAUUCUAGCCAAUUCGCUUCACGGUACCAUCACCGUGAUAUCGUGGGGUUUUGCACUUCAAUGGGCUGCAAGUGCUGGAGAGGCCCUCACAAAGCAACUUCUCGAAAUGGACCUUGUUCCCUGGCAAUUCACUGAUAUGAGAGAUUUGGCAUCGUGCUUGGGCUAUUCAUUGCAUGAGGAUAUUUACUCAAACCCCAUUUCUGCUUGCAAGGAUGCCCUUAGUAAGUGUUACUCUGCGGGAAACGACAAGGUGGCAAAUCACAUCUGGACUUGGGUCUUGUCCAAAGGACCUGGUAUGCUGAUGGCGGAUCGCGACGAUUGGGAUGCAUUAACACUUGUCGCGACAAAACAUGCUGACGUUUCCAUUCUCGACCAACUAUUAACACUCGCGGACGAAUGCGAGAAUAUGGCUGGCGAGCCAGAGCUGCCUCUUGGGGAUCUCCUCAUUAGUGCUGUUCGUGGCGACAAGCCUACGAACUUGGGCUACAUAGUUGCAAAGAUCAUUGAGAGGCUUGAUGCUUACCACAUGAUUACCUCGGCAUUCCUGGAGGCAUGCCGAACAGGCUAUACUCAAACAACGAGAAAGUUGCUGGAUUACGACGAUGACAUUCAUCUUGACGCGGACAUGGUUAUUCAAGGAAUCGUCCAAGCCUCAGAAAAAGGACACGGGGAUCUGGUACUCAAGUUAUUGGACUUGCUAGGCCAGAAUAAACAAAGGAAUGCCCUCAUAACCGCACUCAUCAGCGUAGCCGGCGCGGGGCAGAUAAAAGUCAUCACUACCCUUCUCGACGAAACAGACAUUGAGGACUCGGAUACAUUUUCGACCACUAUGACCCGGGCCCUCGUUUCAGCAUGUGAUGCCGGAUAUCCAGAUAUUGUACAGCUUUGUCUAGAUCAAGGUGCAGAUCCGGAACAGAAUGUUGAAAAGGAACCACCAAGGGCGUUGCGAGAAAUGGAGCUGCCUUCCGUUCCAGGAUCCGUCCCUUCAAGAUUUCGACAUCUACUCCAACUUCCUCGCCGCAUUCCACAUCCUGCAAGAUCAAUGCUUGCCAAGUCACGAGUUAGAAAUAACUACAACUCUUACGAGUCUAGCGACCAUAAGAGAGCAGGCUCAGACAACACAAUUGAGGAAACCGAAACGAAUAUGACUGAUGCUCUAAAAUCUAGUGUCUGUGCCUUUGAACGAAUAUCAACUUUCCAAAGUGUAACUACGGGGGAAAGACAGUCUGCAACUGACAUGUCCAAAGCAAAGCAACAACUGAAGACCGUAUCGAUCAUCUUGGAUCAUGUUUCUGAUUUCAGUGCUUAUGAUACUAGACUCUCUACUCACCCUCUUCGGACAGCAGUUGCCCACGGAACCGAAGAGUUGGUCCAACUAUUAUUCGACUAUGGCGCCGCCGAUCAAUUUACUCAUCAACAGCUCCAAUCAUUGAUUCUUGUUGCAGCCAACCGCGAUACUUCCACUGGUGUUGGUAUUAUGAUCAAACUUCUUGAUUACGACCGCAGGGUAUCCUUUCCAACAGACCAGAACAAAUGUCUAGAUCCCAUUAUUCUCUACGCUCUUCAAAUAGCGGUUGAAUCUUUGACCGAUCCAGCGCGUUUCCAAGAUAUACUAUCCCUGAAGGGCAUUAUCUCUUCCGAAAAGGCGGCGCGAGAUUUGUUAAAAGGCGGCCUUCAGAAACUCAUCAAAACAAUCUUCCGCAAGUUACCCGCUCAAUCAGCGAAACAAGAUGCUUUUGGGGACGUACUUCAUGCAGCUGCCGCAGCUGGUGAUCUCGCGAUAGUCAAGCUGCUCGUCAAGCACAACGUUAAUGUGAACCACACGAGAUCCUUUUUCCACACAGCUCUUGGUUCUGCGGCAGAGUUUGGACACGCACAAAUCAUCAAAGAGCUUUUACGCGCUGGUGCCAACAUUCACCCAACCGGUUUUGUACAUGAGAGUUUUGGCAAACAAGAACCAGCUAUCAAAGCUAUCCUUGGGGGUCAUGUUGUAGUGUUGAAAGCGCUUUUGGAUCACGGUCUGAAACCUGAAGAAUAUGCUGGGGAUGUUCCGCUGAUUGUGCUGGCCGCUCAGAGCAAAUCUGCGGCCAUGGUUGAUCUUUUGUUACAAGCUGGGGCCAAUCCCAAGAACUAUCCUCUUGCUUUAAUCACUGCUGCCCACGAUGGGGACUUGGACAUGAUGAGAUCUCUCCUCGACGCUGGUGCGGACAUGAAUGCCUUGGAUAUCCUUGGAGAAUUUGUAAUCGACCGGCUUCUCUGCAGUCCUCUCUACGCGGCAUGCAAAGCUGGCCAUACCGAAGCAGUCAAGCUUCUGCUACAACAUGGCGCUGACGCCGAGAUGGACUCGGGAGAUCUUGACGGUCUCCCUCUUGUUGUUGCAGCCCGUCAAGGUCAAUCCGACAUGGUGCAAGUCCUCCUGGACAAUAACUGUGAUCCCUUCAGUCGCAGCAAGGGCGUAUCGGCACUUUCCCCUAAUGACCAAAGGAAACUACGAAAGGUUCUACUGGAUAGAGACCAGGGUGCGAUUGCACGCGGGUCUUCUUCAGUCGGGGCUACAAAUCGUGCUCGGAUGGAGGUUGAGUAUAUGGACGCUAUUCAGAGCUCGUGUGAUGUGCAACAGGGAUUCCGCAAGAGUUUGCAAAUUGUGAACAUGCUAUCCAAUGCUUCCAAAGAUCCUCAACGUGUUGUCUGGGAAGCAUUGAAACACACAACGACAAGAAAAAACGUCAGGCUAUUUGAGGAGCUUUCACAACACGUCACCCCAGAUGCCCUUCUUCUGCAUCUUGCAUGUCAAUGCGGCUCAGUAAAUGUCGUCAAGUUUGCAUUGAAUCAUGGUAUUGAUUCUAUGACCACCAAACAAGACGGGAAGACACCGCUGCAAGUCGCUAUUGAAUAUCAGAAUAUGGACGUAGUGGAGGUCCUGGUGGCUGAUCAAAUGCGGGCCGCCACUCAGCAAAACAGCGCCCAGUCUCUCGACUUGUACUUCAUAGUUGCCUGUAUCUUGGAGUCCUAUUCCGCUCCGUCUACAUCUCAGCACAAGAGGAUUUCUGAUUGCGAGAGGACAGUAAGGAAGCUUUUGGAUAUUUCCCAAACAGGCGUCACAGGAGAUCAAAAAUACUUGGAUCAAGCACUCUGCCUUGCUUGUCACGCGGGAAGCAGCCUUCCUACUGAAAUUCUACUCGAACUCGGUGCAGAUAUCAACGCUCAAACAGAUCUGUGGCAAGGGUCUUAUGGGUACAACCUCACGCCUUUACACGCAGCAAUCUACAAUACUCAUCCAAGCGUGUUGAAAGUGCUUCUGUCACAACUCCCUACUACCGAUCCUAAGUUUGACGAUGCCUUUCAAUUAUGUCUUAGCCACAACAGUCCAAUAUUACUCGAGACAUUUCUUCGGACCGCUAUCGAAUUUGAAAUCACGGAGCAGCAUGUUAUGCUUUCUAUUGACAAAGAGACUUGGACUAGGAGCCCUGGUGAAAGGAAUAUCGAGAUGAUCCUUGCCUAUCACCCAGACCUCCGAAUAUCUGAGACUACCCUCAUCAGACUAUUGCAGGCUGAAAUGCCAUUUUCGGCAUCUUGUGGAAGCGACUUACAGGAGACAUGGCAGACAUUGCUUGAAAAAAGCGAGUGUGGAUUAACUGACAACAUUAUCCGAUGUAUACCGCACAACAGGACUUGGGAAUUUCUUCAUGAAUAUAUCAAGGACUGUGAUGGGUCCUGUGUACAGAGUCCCUUUGUGCCUAUGCUGAUUUCAGAGCAUCCGGAGAUAUUGAGGCAACCUGCACGCGAGUCAGAUGGAUCUUGGGACACUGAGUCGGAAUCUGGAGGAGAUGAGCUAUAG